AUGCUCUAUCAUAGGCUGAGAGACGUGGAAACGCCUGUCCUAUUGGUAGUAAAGGAUCAAGAGGGAUUUGUAAGUGAGCUCUAUUUAUAUAGUGUCAUUUGGAACCGAUUUUCGUGUUAAUCAUAACUAUAACAAAUUCUCAAAUCUGAUUGCCUAUCAACUGACGGUGUAAUAGAACAGUACUGCCUAAGUAAUUGGACAGUACGCGCCAUCGUGCCACACUUAAAUAGCUUUUUUUUUCACUGCUGGGCAUAAAACUAUCGGAAUUUCUUGUGUUUUAAUUUUUAAAAGCCUAAUUAAAAAUAUCACAAAUUUUGUUGUAGCUAUGAUUAAUUGGUAAAAGAACUUUGAGUCGUCCAAUUCGAUCUGUGAUGAUACUCGUGAUUUGACAAAUCGGACUACCGCGUAAAACACUGAUAUGAUUACAGAAUGAAUUGGACUCCAUUUAGUCCUAUUACCUUCAUUAAUUAAUAUACAAUAGCAUUUAGGAGUUUUUUCCAUCACUCUUUCCGAAUUUCCAAUACUUUCUCUUCCUGUUGGUCUUUUAGUACACUUCGUUCGAAUUUUUCAAAGAAAGUUAACGAUAAAAAACGUUGCAUUACACGUCAUCAUUGGAAUUUGCCGAUCGAAAUCACUUUCUCAAGCUAUAUUAUACAAGAGGAGAUUUCUCCGGAUUCAUAAAUGUGUCCGGAUUUAUUACAUUUAGCAAUAGGGUAUUCGGACUCGUAGGCGUUUACACACAUCAGCCAAUCGGAGAACAUUAAUUCGUACUGUUCACUUUAGCUUGCGGAUUCAUAUUUCUGGGCACGCGACCAAACCGGGAUGUUUUUAUUUCGAAUUCAGGCAGUCAAGCUAGCGUAGACCUAGCCUCAAGCUUUAUUCGUGUAUCCCUGACCUAUUUGACCAAAUCGCCCUCAUAUCAUUCAUCGCCUUCUUCGAACGAUUUCUGCCUCCUGCACAAAACAUACACUACAGGUAACUUUCCACAAAAGUGACAAGGUCGCAAGAGAUACAGAUAUUGUGUCCCUCCACCGCACACAUACAAGGUUAAUUUGGGGCGUCUAUAUAAUCUUUCCAGUAUCAUACAUUUUGAAAGUGAAAUCCAAUUCUUUUUGUUACCAUUUGUUUAUUAGGUGUUUGGUGUAUUUUUUCCAAUUUCUCCUCGGAUGGACGCUAGUUUCUGUAGGUUUGGAAAAUCAUAUUUCUUCACUUGUAGACCACAGUUCAAGGUAAGCUUAGCCAUAAGACCGAAAACUAAAUAUAUUGUCCAGUGUUUCAUCUGGCGGACGACCAGUUCUUUCCACCAGCGCUUUUUCUUCACCUACGCACGAGACCCUUAAGACGUUUUUUAGUUUAUCCGAGCAGUAUACAGGACACAUGUUAAUGAAUCUAGUGACCGACUUAGCUCUCAAACGGCUUUUCUCAUACAGUAAAAUGGUGGUAUAGUGUUUGAGGGCUUAGACGUUUUCCUUUUCCUAAAAGUUACUCUUUUUUCCUACAUCACUGUGAUUCUUUAAAAAACACGACAUAGUUAUUAGCCCCAUGUAAAAGAAUCCAAGACAGUCUCGGAUUCUGGAUUCCGGGUUCUUUGUCAAAGGAACUUGGAUUCCGCAUUCCAAUGGUUAGUGCCAUUCCGGUUACCUUGAGCUGUAUUAUGGAUUUCAAAAUCCAGGAUUCCAGAUUCCACCAGAUAAAAUUCUCAAAUUCCAGAUUCCAGAACCAAACAUUUUGUGGAUUCCGGAAUCUGGAUUCCCUUACCUGGGGAAAAGUUAUGUUCGUUAUCGGGACGCACGUAGUCUCACCCUAGGUUCCAGAGGAUAUUUUUUUCUCAUCGAUAUUGAUGUUUGCCGCGUCAACGAGGCGCCAAGAGAAAAAAAAAGUCCGUCUCGGGAGCCUUAUCAAACCGUUAGCACGGUUUAUUUCAUCUUGGGUAUUUUAAGAACGGACUUCUGGAGCCAGGGUAACGUAGCCUCACAAUAUCACAUGUAAUUAGAGAUACAGGUCUCUACAUUGGCUUGGUUCUUUUUGUAGAUUUAUCCAUGCCGUGGAAGAAAUUCUUACUACAUGACAGGAGAUGCAAAUGGACUUGCCUUCGGAAGCAGUGAGUAAGUGUUUUUCUUUUCACUGUUUUUAUAUUUAAUGGCACUCUUCCCUUCCGGAUGUUGACAAACAAUACGUAUACGUAUACUAUUUUGUUUAUGAAUUUAAUGAUGAUUUGUAAAUUACAUCAAUGAAAUAAAACUUAUUUUAAUCGACAAAGCAAUGAUCUUCAGUCUCUAGUUGAGUUGUGUGUUGCUCAACCGAGUCGUUCCCAGGUCACGGGUAGGAAAGAACCCUUGGAACGAGGUUGUGUGUUGAUGAGUUCAUCUCUUUUACAGCCAUUUUGAGAAAAGUGGUCGGAAAAAGUGCACGCGACAAGCCCCAAAAGGUAUUGUGGCUGGUUUUGAGUUCACUCUCCUUCAAAGAAAUUUUAAAGAAUCGCAUGAGAGGCCAUGGACGUAUGUUUGCGAGUGCUAAAGGAAAGCAACAAAAGUAGGCUCGACAGCUACAGCGUCAGGGAUCAUAUCCCAUAUUACCUUUCGGGAUUGUCGCGUCCAUAUUUUUUCGGACAACCUUUCUCGAAAUAGCUGUAUAUUAAAGGGACUGGUUCACGAUAAUGCGCAUGUGUGAGUUCUGACAGUAGCUGAUUGUUUUUCAACCAAUCGGAAGCGAGUUAGAUGCAUGCAAGUGAAUUUACAAAAUUCAAAUUAAUUGUUCGCGACGCGAGAGUAUUUCCGGGCAUUUGGUUUGAUUUUAUUUAUCCUCAUAAUUCAAGUUUAUUCUUUGUUACUCCUCAGAUAUAUGUUGCAGCCGAUAAGAAUAAGAUUAACAGCCCUGUCCUGCUUUGAAACAAACAUUUACCAACGUGUAUUUUUACGAGGUCGUACCCACACUAACAAAGCAGUCACCGAUCGGCAAACAAAUCCAGCUGCUGCACGAAGAAGCGAAACUCGUCUCGCUGCAGAUCCGCUUAGUUUCAGAGAGGAAAUUGAAGAGAAUGCAGCGCAGCGUCUACCGCCAACUACAAUCAAGAAUCUUUACCCUGUGGAAGGAAUACAAGUCAGGCGAGAGGACGAGCAAGCAGCUCCUACGGGCCUGCGCACGCCUGUAUGGUCCACGCGACAUAUAAUUCCUGUAGGUCUAACCGUGGUGUUAGACGUUGCACUCGUACAGGACCAAACGGCUCCUUUAGGAGCCACCAAAUGAAUAAAAGCAAUGACCACACGAUCAAAUAAUAUUAGAUAUAUUGGGGGCGAACUCGAUUAAAUAAGGAGGCGAAAUAAUGCAAGAUAUAUAGGGGGGCGAACUCGUCACAAAGGAGGCGUACUCGAUUGGAACGGGGCGAACUUUUGCAAGGGGCGAAACCACUUCCAUUCCAUCUUAUUACUGUUCUCUCAGUUCGCCUUAUAUAAAUCCAGAAAUACCUACAAAUAGCACCUGACCGGUGACAAAAACAUACAACGUAUGAGUAUAAAGAUUAUCCUUAAUUGAGCAUAAAUUUCAAAUGCUUAUCAGCAAAUAAACAAAUUCAUUCGCGUUGCAUCGGGUCAGUGUUCCGCAAAACAAAUGUUAUCGAGUAGCACACAUAAAGAAACUAGAUUAUAAACAGAAUACUCAGGCAAUAAUUUAUUUUAAAAACAUCAAUUCUUAAACAUAUACGAUCGUAAAGCAAAGAUACAAGGAACAUUUCAAGUGUACCAGAUCGGUGAAGAUCGCGCGGCCUGUUGCGGUAUAACUACUUGUCGGAGUCAAAAAUCAAAUCAAAGUUGAACGAACUCAUGCCUUUAACCGCUUUCCAAGUGUCGUAUAUACUUUUCGUAAGCCACACACUACUCCCAGAACCAUACCAGAUCGAUAGGCUAAGCUUCUCUAUCUCCAAAGACUCUUGAGAACGUCCUGUUGCCAGAUGGGCACGAUGCUCUUCUGAACCUCCAUGAUAAAAACCUUAUUUUUUGCGUCUUCUGAAAACGUAACCAGUCAAACGACACAACCACACGUUAAUCACCACUACCGAAGUAUGACUAGACCAGCCAAAGCGACGGAUGUCCGAAUAAAACGAAGGAUUUUCAAUGAUUGUACCGGUAAUGGCGAUUUCGAAUUUAGUGUUGACCCAACAAAUUUAUUCUGAAGAGACAAACGGCGCGCAUGCGCAUUAUCGUGAACCAGUCCCUUUAAAACCCUUCUUCGUUUGACUAUUUUCAUUUUUUUUGAGUCUAACUGCCUAAACCUCAACCCGCCUUUGUCCUUUGGGCCUUUAAGUUGGUCCAAAACUGCCCAUAUUGCUAGAUGCAGCUUUUGGAUCUGUCUUUUGAUUUUAUAACAGCUUUACAUGACUUCGAACGACUUUUAGGACCAACAGCCCGUUCUAUUAUGUUGUGUUAUGUUAGAAAAAAUAUGAUGGGUCUGUUCACGCGACGAAGUACCAAGAACGGUUUUCAAAAGUCAGAACUGGCCGACCAGAUGUCUGAGUAAUUGAAACGUGGAACAAAAGUCUUUUCUCGAAAUUUUUUCUGUAAUCAUAGGAGUGAUUAACAAAAUCGCGGGAGUCCGAUUUGUUUAAUCACGGGUAUGAUUACAGACCGAACUGGACGAUACAAAUCGAAGUUCUGUUACAAUUUUAUCAUAAUCAUUACAAUUUUCGAGAAAAACAACUGCAUUUUGUUUUUGUGAAAGAGCUUUUAAUACCAAUUAUCCAAAAUUAUGGAAAAUAUGAAAGAGACAUUGUGUAAUGUUACAAAUUCGUCCAUUUUUGCUUUGGUUAUAGGGAUAAAUUCUGCGCUUAAACGUGUCCGAUUACAGUCAACUGUCCGAUUACAACCCUACACAAUGAUUGGUGAAAAAUAUAGCAGUCAACGCACCAAUCAAAUUUGAGGAAAUUGUAACGGUUAUGAUUAAUAGUGGAAUUCUCUUUUUGAUCGUGCUGCUCUAGCCAGCCAAAACUGACGAAUAGUAAGCGCCCCUAGUAUGCUGACGCGAGGACACAAAGAACGGCUGCGUUAAAGACUAUGACGUACCUUGAUCACUAUUAAACUUUUGUCAAUUUUCAGGGGGAAAUUUGGGCUUUGGUUAGACAGUGAUCUGUAUCAUGGUAGAAGCACUGCUUGCGAAACUUAUGACAGCGAGAUGCUUUCCGCCACAGAGGAUUUCAUUUGUCUUGGCGUUGAAGUCUGGACUUUUGGCUAG
Messenger RNA from Porites lobata, 5223 nucleotides. The record is from the annotation of a GenBank genome assembly. Lineage: Eukaryota; Metazoa; Cnidaria; Anthozoa; Scleractinia; Poritidae.